Molecule: messenger RNA, 1368 nt
Organism: Plasmodium gallinaceum
Lineage: Eukaryota; Apicomplexa; Aconoidasida; Haemosporida; Plasmodiidae
Product: folate transporter 2, putative
Exons: 1
Coding region: 1-1368 (455 amino acids)
Source: RefSeq, a predicted model, not a curated record
AUGAUUGAAAAAUCCAAUAAUCCUUAUUUAAGUAUAGACCCUAUUGUAGAUAUAAAUAAACAAAAUGCAGAAAAAUUACCUUUAAUAGAUUCUACAUUAAAAAAAAAUAUAGACUUUACUCAAUUAGUAGUAUAUUUAGUUGGAUUAUCAGAUGGUUUGACUCAUUUAGCUUCAUUAGCUAUAUAUUAUCUAUUUAAAGAUUAUUUUCGGUUAACACCAUAUCAAGUUUCAUUAAUAUUAAUGUACCCCUAUAUUCCAUUUAUAUUAAAACCAAUCAUUGCAUUAAUAACGGAUUCUGUUUCUAUCUUUGGAAUGAGAAGAAAACCAUAUUUGUUUUUAUUCAGUUUAUUUCAGUCGUUAAACUUUUUAGCGUUAGCAUUUCUUAAUUUAACAGUUUUUCAGGCAACUAUAAUUUUAUUUUUCAUUUCAUUAUGUGCAUCUUUUUGUACUACUGUUGCAGAAGCGUUAGUUGUUGAAAGUUCUAUUGGAAAAACAUACUCACAAGGGACAAACAAGGUAACAGAAUUUAUAGCAUCAAAAGCAGUAGGUAGUUUAUCUGUUGCUUAUUUUUCUGGUUAUUUUUUAGAAAAAAUGCCAAGAGAAUAUAUUUUUAUUGCAACAUCAGUUUUUCCAUUAAUUAUUUUAGUAUCUUGUUUAUUCUUAAAAGAAAAGGAAUAUUCAACAAAUAAAAAUAUUUUUAACCAAUUAUCUGAUUUAAUAAAAUUUAUAAACACUCCUAUAUUUUUAGGACCCUUUUUAUAUAUUUUUGUAUAUAUGUCAGGACCAGAUUAUGAUGAUAUAUUUUUUUUUUUCUGUACCAAUAAAUUAGGUUUUAGACCUUCUUUUAUGGGAACCUUAAGGUUAACUUAUGGUAUUGCUUCUUUAAUAGGCAUAAUAACUUAUAGAGUUUUUUUGAAAAAUUACAGUUUGAAAAAAACAUUAAUUAUUACUACAUUAAUUUCUUUUCCUAUAUAUGUUUCUCCAAUAGUGUUAACUGAAAAAAUAAAUAAAUUUUUAGGAAUUUCUAAUGAACUUUUUGUUUUAAGUGGUGGUUUUUUAAUUGAAGCCAUUACAGAAAUACAAUUAUUACCUCUAUUUAUUUUAACAGCUAAUAUAUGUCAAACCGGAUUGGAAGCUAGUGUUUUUGCUACAAUUUUAAGUAUAAAAAAUUUAGGUUCUCUUACGAAAAAAGGGACAUCAUCUUUAUUAACUUAUUUAAUGAAAAUAGAUAGUUAUAAUUUUGAUAACUUGAGCAUAUAUAUAUUAAUUUGUGGUUUAUUUCUUUUAUUAUCUUUAUGUUUAGUGCCAUUAUUACCAAGUGAAGAAAAUAUAGACAAACUCAAAGAUAAGCAAAAAACGUAUGCAUAA